CCCCUGUGCAUGUAUCCAUGUGUGUGUCAUCGUCUUUCUGAGGAUUCCCACCCACAGUUUCAGGAGAACUUCACACAGUCGUCCAUCCCAGUGUGGAGAAGAGUCGAGCAUUCCCUUUUCGAGCUCAGCAGGAUCGACAGCAGGCCUCAACCUUCAGAAACUCAGAACAGAGCCAAACAUCCAGCAGAAUCAGAAGAUGAGGAGCGGAGUGGGGCUGUGUGUGGUGGGCCUGCUGUGCCUCUACAGCUCAGUGUCUGGACAGGAGGCAGGGGAGGUCCAGUCUGGCGUCCUGAUCUUCUGUGACGACCCAUCUGUGGAGAAAGCUGUCCACAGUGCUGUGCACAAGUUCAAUGAGAGGCUGACCACUGGAUAUAAUCUGGCCCUCUUUCAGACACUGAAAGCCAGCAAGUCAGAGAACGGCUCAGACUCGGUGUAUUCACUGGAGUUCACCACCAGGAGGAGUGACUGUCCAGCAGGGAGCAGUAAACCCUGGACAGACUGUGACUAUUUGCUUGUUGAAAGCAAGAAUCCGAUUUCAUGCAACGCCACAGUCCAAAUGUCAGAGACAGAGGCCGAUACUAAACAGGUGGACUGCCAGAUUGAAAGUCACGUCUUUUCGGAGAAAGCAUCCUGUUUGGGCUGCCCAGAGACCAUCAGUGAGAACUCAGAGGACCUUAAGUCCCCCCUCUUUGCCUCCAUCUCCAAGUAUAACUCCAUGUCUGACUCUACUCACCUGUUCAGUCUGCAUGAAAUUGGCCAUGCCACCAGACAGGUGGUUGCAGGUUUCAGAUACAAGCUGACCUUUGACAUGAAGAAGACCAUCUGCUCCAAGGCUGACCACACAGACCUCAACGAGCUGUGCGUCCCCGAUGAAGAGAAUCUGGAGUUUGCUAACUGUAACUCAACAGUGGAUGUAGCACCUUGGAGACAUGAGCCGCCACAGGCCCACAUAGAGUGUGCAGCAGGUCCAAUGCCGCCCACUGGAUUCGCCAGGCGCCGUCCUCCUGGCUGGUCUCCUCUCAGGAACUUCCUGUAUGAAGUCAAAACCAGCCCGGUAACUUCAUCUCCACCCUUGGAAAACCCUCCCGCAGUCACGGCCAAAGAAGCGUCAUCCGAGGAGGACACCACGACUGCCACACCGUCAGUUUCACACGACCACCCCUUCCACUGCCCAUCCAAGCCCUGGAAACCUUUCAAACCUCCUACAGCUCCUACCAAAGCAACUGUAGAGGCAGCCUCCCCUCAGCCCCCAGCAGAUGGAGCCUUCAGCGAUACAGACCUGCUGUCAUAAAUGUUUUCUCAAGGGAGCCAGAUUCAUAACAAAAAAAACCCCACUAGUCAUACUCAGUGUCAAUUCUGGGAUGAUCAUCAUCUUCUAGGAUUAUCCAGAUUUUAAAUAAAUAAAUUUUAAAUAUUAACAGAUGGGUUUGGUUAAUAAAAUCUCAGUAUAAGUUAAAAUAACACAAAAAAUAAAUGGAAGGGAAAGCAGUUUGUUUGGGUGUCAAAAGACGUCAGAAAACUGAGUUAAGAAAAAACUUUUAAUGGCUAAAGAAAGGGAUGUUUGUUUGGAAUCAAUGUGAAAGAGUUAAAAUUUAAAA
Archocentrus centrarchus (flier cichlid) is the source of this 1598-nucleotide messenger RNA. RefSeq names its product kininogen 1 (gene kng1). The record is from RefSeq and is a predicted model, not a curated record. NCBI's taxonomy places the organism in Eukaryota, Metazoa, Chordata, Actinopteri, Cichliformes, Cichlidae. Gene Ontology annotation, biological process: negative regulation of blood coagulation; positive regulation of cytosolic calcium ion concentration; negative regulation of endopeptidase activity. Gene Ontology annotation, cellular component: blood microparticle; extracellular region. The coding region runs from base 197 to 1291 and encodes 364 amino acids. The transcript is spliced from 9 exons. Gene Ontology annotation, molecular function: cysteine-type endopeptidase inhibitor activity.